Eremomyces bilateralis CBS 781.70 is the source of this 487-nucleotide messenger RNA. RefSeq lists its product as uncharacterized. The record is from RefSeq and is a predicted model, not a curated record. NCBI's taxonomy places the organism in Eukaryota, Fungi, Ascomycota, Dothideomycetes, Eremomycetales, Eremomycetaceae. Bases 167 to 451 code for a protein of 94 amino acids. The transcript has a single exon.
UCCGAAGGUGGGGGGUGUGGGCACCGCUGUGGCGCAGCAAUUGGGAGAAUAUAGACGGUGUAAUAUGGUGCGAUGUACUAGUAGGAUUUCGAGAUCCAAACGGUUUAACCGGGAGGAAGCAAAAUCAAGCAGUCCAAGUCGAUUUAGAAAAGAAAGUAUUCCAUAAAUGCUGAUGAGAGGUGAAGGAUGGAAGGACGUGGAUACACGUUGUAGACUUGUAGACUGGAGUCAUUCAUCGUCUGAUCAUUCAAGAUUUCUUGCCAUGCAGUCUUGGCUGAGAAUAAGACGCCGCCAUGCUUCUUGGCUCGCUCUCUGUGGGCUCCAGACCAUGGAAAAUAUCUUGGAUCUGAUGCCCAGUGCUACCUUGGGGAUAAGCUUCCUUGUCUUGAUGCUAAUAUUGGGACUCGAUUGCUGGGUUGUUGCUGGCCUGGACGGGGGUGGGAUGGUUUGAUAUGGAUGCCAAGUCGAAUACCACGAUGGUGACGAA